CUAGUUUGUGACCCAAAAAAUUACAGUAAUAUUUAUAACUGCUGCUGAUCUUUCUACUUUUCUGAAUUUUACAAUUCCUCACACAAAACCAAUUACCGUUAAAUGAGUACCACAAUUCACAACUUACAUAAGUUUCACAUUAUCCUUUCCAUAUUCUAACGAGUUUCACAAUUCAAUUGUGUUUCACAUGAUCCCUAAAAACCAGCAAUAUAACAUUAUACAUUGAAGGGCGAAUGUCGUCUAUAUAAAAAAAGGGCUAAGCAGCAAUGAGUUCUCAAAGACUUUCUAAGCUCAAGCAUUUUCAAGUUCGAAAAAAAAAAAAAAAAAGCAUUCUUCAAGUUAUAUAUUUCAGCCAUGCAGAACUUGUAUUCUAAUUCCUCUUACUGCUACCUAGCUAUCCUUCUAUUUUUCCUCGUAAUUUUAUUAGUAAAACACUUGCUUCAUCCCAGAAAACAUUUACCACCUAGUCCUUUGUCUCUCCCAAUAAUCGGCCAUCUUUACCUUACAAAAAAUUCACUUCAGCAAACAUUUACCUCCUUAUCAACUAAAUAUGGACCGGUUUUAUAUCUCCGGUUCGGUUGUAGAAAUUUGCUUGUUGUGUCUUCUCCAUCGGCUGUGGAAGAAUGCUUCACAAAAAACGACGUACUAUUUGCGAACCGGCCACGUAGCAUGCUAGGAGACCGGCUUUCUUUUAACUAUACUGCUAUGUUUUGGGCACCGUAUGGCCAUCUAUGGAGAGUUCUCCGCCGUCAAACGGCUAUUGAACUCUUUUCUUCAAACAGUCUUCAAAAGUCUUCUUUAAUUCGGGACGAAGAAGUUUCGAUUUUAAUUCGAUCUUUGUUUAAAGCCGGUAAAAAAAGUACACGUGGAGGAAUCAGAGUUAACUUGAGCUGUUGCAUUUUUACCUUUGUGUUUAAUGUUAUGAUGCGAAUUGGUACUGGAAAAUGUUGUGUAAGUGAGGAAGAUAUUGGAACCGAGAAGGGCAAAAACUUAAUUGAAGAGAUAAGGUUUUUUUUUACUGCAAACUUGUCGAUUUUGAACAUGUGUGAUUUCUUGCCAGUGUUGAAAUGGAUUGAGUACCAAGGGAUUGAGAAAAAGAUGAACUUAACGAACACGAAGAGAAAUGAAUUCUUGAGCAGAUUACUUGACGAACUUCGACAUAGUUGUGCUAAGGGAAAGAAGACGACGCUGGUUGAGAAACUCUUGUGUCUUCAAGAAUCUGAACCUGAAUUCUACACAGAUGAUCUCAUUAAAAGUAUUCUACUGGCUUUGUUCGUUGCGGGAACAGAAACAACAUCAAUGACUAUUCAAUGGGCGAUGCGACUUCUUUUAGCUCAUCCUGAGGCAUUUCACAAGCUGAGAGCUGAGAUUGAUAGCAAAGUGGGAAACGAGAGCUUGCUAAACGAAUCUGAUCUCACUAAGCUUCCUUAUUUGCAAUGUGUUAUCAAUGAGACGUUGAGAUUGUACCCUCCAGUACCACUUCUAUUGCCUCACUAUUCAUUAGAAGAUUGUACCAUUGGAGGCUACGAUGUACCAAAACAUACGAUCCUGAUGGUUAAUGCUUGGGCCAUUCAUAGGGACCCCGAGUUAUGGUACGAGCCAGAAAAGUUUAAGCCGGAGCGAUUUGAGGCUAUGGAAGGGGAAAAAGAAGGGUUCAAUUAUAAAUUUGUACCCUUUGGAAUGGGGAGAAGAGCAUGCCCUGGAGCCACUAUGGGCUUACGCACUGUUGCAUUGGUUUUAGGCCCGUUGGUUCAGGGUUUUGACUGGAAAAGCGUGGAAGAGGAAAAUAACCUGGAUGCAUGCUACAAUUCUAAAAUAACCUCGAAUAAGGAUAAGCCUUUGGAAGCUAUUUGCAUUCCGCGAGAGAAUUGUAUUCAACUCCUUCCGCAGCUGUGA
Messenger RNA from Lycium barbarum (goji berry), 1896 nucleotides. RefSeq names its product cytochrome P450 81C13-like. Gene Ontology annotation, molecular function: monooxygenase activity; iron ion binding; oxidoreductase activity, acting on paired donors, with incorporation or reduction of molecular oxygen. The record is from RefSeq and is a predicted model, not a curated record. Bases 355 to 1896 code for a protein of 513 amino acids. The transcript is spliced from 2 exons. NCBI's taxonomy places the organism in Eukaryota, Viridiplantae, Streptophyta, Magnoliopsida, Solanales, Solanaceae.